CCCUAGGCUCCUCAGCCCUACUAUAUAAACCCCAGCUCCACGGCGCUUUAGCUUUUCCCUGUCUCGUGCCUUUUUGUUUCGUUGCUUUUUGGCUUGAGUUUGAAGCAGUGCUGCUGUGAAAGCUUCGCUCCAAAGCUUCCGAUUUUCUGAUGCCGAGCAUGAACUCCGAUCCAGCCGAUCGGGACUCGGAGCCAUUCGUGGAGGUUGAUCCGACCGGCCGAUACGGCCGGUACGGUGAGCUACUCGGUUGCGGCGCAGUGAAGAAAGUAUACAGAGCGUUUGAUCAAGAGGAAGGUAUAGAGGUGGCUUGGAACCAGGUCAAAUUGCGAAAUUUCUGCGAUGAUCAAGCAACAAUCGAUCGGCUAUACUCGGAGGUUCGGUUGCUGAGAACUCUGAAGAACAAGAACAUCAUUGCUCUGUACAAUGUGUGGAGAGACGAAGAGCGUAACACUCUCAACUUCAUUACCGAAGUGUGUACUUCUGGUAAUCUGAGAGAGUACCGAAAGAAGCACAAACAUGUCUCGAUGAAGGCUUUGAAGAAAUGGUCCAAACAGAUUCUCAAGGGUUUGAACUAUUUGCAUACUCAUGAUCCGUGUAUCAUUCACAGAGAUCUCAAUUGCAGCAACGUGUUCAUCAAUGGCAACAUCGGUCAGGUGAAAAUCGGUGAUUUGGGAUUGGCUGCAAUAGUUGGGAAGAGCCACUCUGCACAUUCGAUACUCGGGACACCAGAAUUCAUGGCACCAGAGCUAUACGAUGAGGAUUACACCGAACUGAUUGAUAUCUAUUCAUUUGGGAUGUGCGUGCUCGAGAUGGUGACUCUUGAAUUACCUUACAGCGAGUGCGAUAGCGUUGCCAAGAUAUACAAGAAAGUAACUUCUGGUGUGAGGCCUCGAGCAAUGGACAAAGUUAGGGACCCUGAGGUGAAGGCAUUCAUCGAGAAGUGUCUUGCUCAGCCGAGGGCUAGGCCUUCCGCGGCUGAUCUCCUUAAAGACCCAUUCUUCGAUGGGAUCUACCUUGAUGAUGACGAAAAUGACAAUGAUAUAGCAUGCUAACAGUAGAUGAGUUUGAUUUUGUUUUUGAUUUUCCCAACUUGCUUUCUUUUGAAUUGUUGAUGAUUUUGGAGGGUUGCAGGGGGGGUUGUGGCCGGGUGUGGAUUUUUUAGAUGCUUGGUUUCAAUUUUGUUUUUUUGCUUUUCAAGGUUUUGGAUUUGGAUUAAAAGUUGUUGAUAAUGAUAAGCAUGGAAUUGAGGAAAAUCUGGGGGAGUGAAAAUGCAAGGGGGGGUCUUUGUUUGAUGUAAAUAGACAAUUUGGUCACACAAAUAUUAAAAAUUUGUUAAGAAGA
Camellia sinensis is the source of this 1341-nucleotide messenger RNA. RefSeq names its product Protein kinase superfamily protein. Lineage: Eukaryota; Viridiplantae; Streptophyta; Magnoliopsida; Ericales; Theaceae. The record is from RefSeq and is a predicted model, not a curated record. Gene Ontology annotation, molecular function: ATP binding; protein kinase activity. Gene Ontology annotation, biological process: protein phosphorylation.